CCGCCAAACGCCUGCCAGUGAUUAAUUAAUGAUUUCGAGUAACGUCUCUCACCUCGAAUCACGGCCCACAUCCUCUGCUUUCACCCCAGUGAAUGCUCGCCUGCCUGGCUGUUCAUCUCUAUCCCGCACAACUUAAUAAGAGGCGUGUUGUUGCUCCCUACACAGGCCUGUCUGCAUACACAGUGUUCUCACAAACACUCCUCGGCGCCCUGUUUCCGAUUUGGUGCCUGAGCAGGCCUGACCUGAAUUUUCAUUGCUACGAUAUCUGUGAUGGCGGGCAACCUGACUGCUGCUCUGGCGCAGCUGAGUCUAAACUCGGAAGAUCUCAGCGCCUCUAGCUUUGAUGCCCGUCUGGCCGAUGAGGAAAGUGCCAUUUACAGAGAGGCCAAACCGCGACAGAGGGUUCGCCAGAACGCCGCUGACCUCAAGAAAGAACUAGAACACGAGUUCCUUAGUCCAUCGGCCCGUUUCGGUUCAGGAUGGCUGAAUCGUCUUCAAAGGAGAUGGGAUGUGUCCACGGACUAUGCAGAUCUGUUCGACAUUGCGGGAACUCAAACGCGAACAGUCGUCCGAUUCGAUCGCGAUGGCCUAGAAGGUCGCGUUACUGGCUACCACGAAGUCACUAUUCCUGCCGCCAGUGCCAAUGCAAAGAACUCUACGUCUCUCCUUCGUCGACCCGCUGGCCGUGCGGAUUUCGUGAGGGGAGCGGCAGGCUUUUUCCCGUUCGCUCCGGGUGGGCUGGAAGGGGUCGAGGCGAUUGCUGAGAUGGAAUCGGAUUCUCAAGUCGCAGACUACCCUAAAUCUGGGGGGAAGCAAUCGGGACUUGACCGAAUUAUUAACUUCGGUGCCGAAGGCGGUCUGCUAGAACUUGCCCCUGGAUUCUCUCGUGGACUGAAAUUCGAUGAAACAAAAUCCAAAGAGGCUGCGCAAGGAGACGAAGAAGUAGAGCAUGCUUUGCAACAGGAAGAAAUCGAGCUUCGCGUUGAGCAAGAUGAGACAGCUUCAGAUGCUGGAGGUGUUAAGAUCGACGACGAAGCAGAGUUAAGUGAUGAAGAGGAUAUCGACUCCUUGUUACCAGUUGAGUUCCCGGCAUUGGAACCCCACGCUCCGCUGCUCGCAGGUGUUCAGCAAAGAAAGAGUGGUAGAGAAUGGGCUCAUGUCGUUGAUGUCAACAAAGAUAUCCCGAACUUCCGUGAGCUCGUGCCAGACAUGGCUCGUGAGUGGCCAUUCGAGCUGGACACUUUCCAGAAAGAGGCCGUCUAUCAUCUGGAGAACGGUGACUCUGUCUUUGUGGCUGCACACACAUCAGCCGGUAAGACUGUCGUGGCUGAAUAUGCCAUUGCUCUAGCUUCCAAGCACAUGACCAAAGCCAUCUACACUUCGCCAAUCAAAGCUCUGAGCAAUCAGAAAUUCCGUGAUUUUAGGACGACAUUCGACGAUGUGGGUAUCCUGACGGGUGAUGUCCAGAUAAACCCUGAAGCAAGCUGCCUUAUCAUGACCACCGAGAUUCUGCGAAGUAUGCUUUACCGCGGAGCGGACCUGAUCAGGGACGUGGAGUUUGUGAUUUUUGACGAGGUUCAUUAUGUCAAUGACCUAGAGAGAGGUGUGGUCUGGGAAGAGGUCAUUAUCAUGCUUCCGGAGCACGUUACUCUGAUCCUGCUGUCUGCCACCGUUCCUAACACUUAUGAAUUCGCAUCAUGGGUUGGUCGUACGAAGAAGAAAGACAUUUAUGUCAUUUCCACCCCCAAGAGACCAGUCCCUCUCGAACACUACCUUUGGGCUGGUAAAGGGAUGUACAAAGUUGUUGACUCCAACAAGCGUUUCCUCGAGAAUGGCUGGAAGGAGGCUGACGAGAUCAUUUCCGGAAGGGACAAAAUCAAGGCUCAGAAAGCAGCCGAGGCUCAAGCCCAGUCGCAGGCAAGCCGUGGAGCACCACAGGGUAGAGGACGCGGACAAGCUCCUGGUAGAGGCGGCGCCCGCGGCAACUCGCAGCGUGGAGGCGCCCCCCGUGGAAGAGGUCAGCCAGCCAACAGAGGUACCGGGAACAUUGCUCGCACGGGGCGUGGUGGCGGAAGGACCACAGCCGCGCAAGAUAAGACUAUUUGGGUACAGCUUGUUCAGCAUCUUCGGAAGGAAAAUCUGCUCCCCGGCUGUAUCUUCGUUUUCUCGAAGAAGCGCUGCGAACAAAAUGCUGACUCGCUUUCUAACCAAGACUUUACGACCGCUGCAGAAAAGAGCUUGAUCCACAUGUUUAUCGAAAAGUCUCUUACAAGACUCAAACCAGAAGACCGGACGCUUCCACAAAUCCUUAGACUCCGAGACUUGCUUAGUCGGGGUAUUGCCGUACAUCAUGGCGGUCUUUUGCCCAUCAUGAAGGAAAUCGUGGAGAUAUUGUUCGCCAAGUCAUUAGUCAAAGUACUAUUUGCCACGGAGACGUUUGCUAUGGGUCUGAAUUUACCGACUCGUACGGUGGUCUUCUCCGGGUUCCGCAAGCACGAUGGCAAGGGUUUCCGGGAUCUGCUACCCGGAGAGUAUACUCAAAUGGCCGGACGUGCUGGAAGAAGAGGUCUUGACACCGUCGGCUAUGUGAUCAUCGUAAACCCUGGCAGAGAUGAAGCACCACCAGCUGGAGCUCUGAGACGGAUGAUCUUGGGCGAUCCGACGAAGUUACGAUCUCAAUUCAGGCUCACAUACAAUAUGAUACUCAACCUACUCCGCGUCGAAGCCUUGAAGAUUGAAGAAAUGAUCAAGCGUAGCUUCAGUGAGAAUGCCACUCAGGCACUUCUCCCAGAGCAUGAGAAGCAGGUUCAGCUUUCUGAGGCCAGCUUAGCGAAGAUCAAGCGCGAAUCUUGCGACAUAUGUGAUAUCGACCUUGCCGCCUGCCAUGAUGCAGCUAUCGAGUAUGAAAAACUGACCAGCGAACUUCAUGUGGGACUGCUGUCCUCUCCAGUAGGAAAGCGUCUGUUCAUGCCGAAGCGGCUGGUUGUGUAUAGGAAGGACGGAUUCCGUACGGCGGGUGUUAUUGUUCGGGAGGGCAUUGGAGGGGGUGCCACGCCCACCAUACAGGUCCUGGAAAUUGGAAGAAUUGGAGGCAGGCGUCAUCCCAGCGAUAUUCUUCCAUUCCUUCCAAGAUUCCGGCAUUUGUUCCAGUCUUUGCCCACUCGUGCCGCGGAUAUGACCCUGAAGACGUCUAAGAUACCAUUGUCGGAUCUUGAAUGCAUUACAAAUACAAUGAUCAAGUUGGGUGGCCCAAUAUGGUACCUGAACAUCAAGAAAGAGGCAAUGAAGUUCGCGGAUAAAGAGCUUUCAAAGUUCUGUGCUUCGUGGACGACUCCAGCCUGGGAUGAGAUGGACUGGGCUAGGAUCAAGGAGCUACAGGUUAGAGACAUACUGGAGAAGCGGCAGGAACAAGCUGCAAUUGCCCAAUCUUGCCGAUGCCUGCAAUGCCCAGACUUCUUAAAACAUUUCGAAAUGCAACACGAUGAAUGGCAGGUCAAAGAAAAUAUCUCGCAGUUGAAACAGCUGAUGUCCGAUCAGAAUCUGGCGCUGCUCCCUGAUUAUGAGCAACGCAUUCAAGUACUAAAGGAUUUAGGCUUCGUAGAUGAGCAGGCACGUGUGCAGCUUAAAGGCAAAGUGGCAUGUGAGAUCCACUCAUCCGAUGAAUUGGUCCUGACGGAAUUGAUCCUUGAAAACGUCUUGGCCGAAUACGAGCCUGAGGAGAUUGUUGCGCUGCUGUCUGCCUUUGUCUUCCAGGAGAAGACUGAAAAUGUACCCACAUUGACACCGCGACUUGAGAAGGGCAAGGAGGCCAUUGUCAAGAUCUCGGACAGAGUCAAUGACAUUCAAAUUCAACAUCAGGUCAUUCAGACCAGUGAGGACAGUAACGACUUCGCUAGUCAGCCGCGGUUUGGCCUGUCGGAAGUCGUCUACGAAUGGGCGAAGGGCAUGUCAUUCAACCGUAUCACCGAUCUCACCGAUGUGAUGGAAGGCACUAUCGUGCGGACUAUUACUCGUCUGGAUGAGACUUGUCGGGAGGUGAAGAAUGCGGCCAAAUUGGUGGGAGAUCCCAACCUUUAUGCCAAGAUGCAACAGGCACAGGAGCUGAUCAAGAGAGAUGUUAUCUUCGCCGCAUCGCUGUAUAUGUAGGCCGGGGAGAGGGACCACGUGGUGGGGAGGGCUUAUUUUAUGUCGGAAUCCUAUUUUGAUUUUUUUUUAAAUGCGUUCCAUUGAUUUAGUUGAAUAAACAAGUGAAUAAUAACACAGAC
Aspergillus homomorphus CBS 101889 is the source of this 4265-nucleotide messenger RNA. RefSeq names its product SKI complex RNA helicase subunit SKI2. Gene Ontology annotation, cellular component: Ski complex. The record is from RefSeq and is a predicted model, not a curated record. Gene Ontology annotation, molecular function: RNA helicase activity; ATP binding; RNA binding. Gene Ontology annotation, biological process: nuclear-transcribed mRNA catabolic process, 3'-5' exonucleolytic nonsense-mediated decay. NCBI's taxonomy places the organism in Eukaryota, Fungi, Ascomycota, Eurotiomycetes, Eurotiales, Aspergillaceae. The transcript is spliced from 6 exons. Bases 271 to 4146 code for a protein of 1291 amino acids.